AUGUAUGAGCAGGCAGAGCCUGUCCGGUCGCCUUUCUCCGGCCCCGACAGCCGCCAAACCAGCGGGGCGCCCCAACCCCGUCCCGUCCCUCAGAGUGGUUCACGCGAGCGUGUCCGCCAUGGCAACGGCGCUUCUGACAAGCAGCGGGAAGACCAGGACACGUCUUCACACACGUACGAAAACGCCGAGGAGGUGAAACGUCACGCAACGUCUGCAGACCGCGCGUAUCCGGGUGGAGCGAGCGCCCGCCGGGGUGUCUGUAGCUUCCUCCGCGCCCGCCGCAGCUGCGUGGCCGCCGGCAUCGCCGUGCUACUGAGUCUGGUCGCCGUGGGACUCGCCCCUCUGACGUUCAGCAACAAACAGGAAAUAUCCCAAUUGUCGACAACUGUUGACGCCUUGAAGCGCGACCAAGACGGCAUGUCCACCACUGUUGACGCCUUGAAGCGCGACCAAGACGGCAUGUCCACCACUGUUGACGCCUUGAAGCGCGACCUGAACAACGAGCGCAGCCGGACCGCCACCUUGGAGCAGCGUCUUCACGAGAUUGUGAACUCGAAGACUUUGGGUAAAUUUCCAGCACCUUGUCCCGAAGGUUACACCAAGUGGCGUGGAAUCUGCUACAAGUUCUUCUACACACGCAAGACCUUCGACCAAGCGGCGGCGGCCUGCCGUGCAGACGGCGGCACCCUCGCCAUGCCCCGAGACGCCGAGACCAACGCCUUCCUGGACUCCCUGCACAACUCCGUGAGCGACAGUGGGAACUUCUGGAUCGGCCUGCACGAUCAGCGCGAAGAGGGAAAGUUUGAGUGGAUGGACUGGUCUGCACUUGGGUCGUACAACUCCUGGGGUAAGCGACAACCGAACAACGAUCGGGGACGGCGCGAACAAGAUUGCGUCACUUACUCCGUGAACCCAUCACACAAAGACAAGUGGAACGACCACUACUGCGACCUGCGGUUGUACUUCAUAUGCCAGACCGCUCCAGGCGACAGGCGGAACUCUCACCACUGCUGUACGGCUCUCCGAAUAUCCGCAGUCAAAUUAACUAGUACAACUUAAGACUAAAUUAGUAGACUUAAAAUUAAAACUUUUAAGUGACUUCUAAAACUUUU
Messenger RNA from Branchiostoma belcheri (Belcher's lancelet), 1112 nucleotides. RefSeq names its product CD209 antigen-like. Bases 1 to 1059 code for a protein of 352 amino acids. The transcript has 5 exons. The record is from RefSeq and is a predicted model, not a curated record. NCBI's taxonomy places the organism in Eukaryota, Metazoa, Chordata, Leptocardii, Amphioxiformes, Branchiostomatidae.